Molecule: messenger RNA, 3410 nt
Organism: Glycine soja
Lineage: Eukaryota; Viridiplantae; Streptophyta; Magnoliopsida; Fabales; Fabaceae
Product: small RNA 2'-O-methyltransferase-like
Exons: 10
Coding region: 282-3119 (945 amino acids)
Biological process (GO): piRNA processing; siRNA processing; RNA methylation
Cellular component (GO): nucleus; cytoplasm
Molecular function (GO): S-adenosylmethionine-dependent methyltransferase activity; O-methyltransferase activity; RNA methyltransferase activity
Source: RefSeq, a predicted model, not a curated record
AACUGAGUUUGAAAAAGGAGGUGUCGUGCUUGAAAGAAGAAAAAAAAGAACUUAACAAGCAAGUUAGCACGCGACCACGCGUAGACGCAUGAUUCCGCACCAGGCAUGGCAGAAUGAAUCCAAAACCAAAAACACUUGAAAUGAAAUGAAAAGAAAAGCUUUCCCUCACACUCACACUUUACUUCACUCUUAGUAUAUAACAACACCUUCUCAUUCCAAAACCCAUUGCUCCUCGCACACUCUACUCAACCAAGGAUAGUGGAUGGUCUGAGCUUUUUGCCAUGGAAGCAAGAGAACAUGUUGCACCAAAAAAACCAAUCCUUACACCUAAAGCUAUAAUACACCAAAAUUUUGGCAGUAGGGCUUGCUAUGUGGUAGAGGAAGUGAAGGAGGCUCCUCAAACUGAAUGUCCAGGAUUGAAUAUUCCACAAAUGGGUCCCUGCCUUUACCGUUGCACAUUGCAGCUUCCAGAACUUUCUGUUAUUUCAGGAACCUUUAGGAAAAAGAAGGAUGCAGAGCAAUCUGCAGCAGAGAUUGCUAUAGACAAGCUUGGCAUUUGUACAGAGACCAUUGAUCCCACUCCACAAGAAGCACAAGAAAGUUUAGUAUCUCGAAUCACCUACAUAUUUUCUGAAAAGUUUGUUGUAUGUGAUCAUCCACUCAGUGGUCACAUUCGAGCAACUUUGUGGAGGAAAGGUGAUCUUUGUGGUUCCAUUCCUCUUUCUGUCAUUGCUUUCUAUGAUGCAAAGCUUUUCAACUUGUGCAAAUGUAUUAAUCCUGAGGUGGAGUCAAACCCAUUUUUAGUUAUUUCAUACAUAAUGAGGGCCACUGCAAACUUACACCAGUUUCUUGCUACUUCUGAACGGCAUCUCUGGAUUAGAAGGCUGAGUCCAUAUCCCCAAGAUAUUAUAGAGUCAUUGAUGAAAGAACAUGGUUCACAAAAAUGCAUACAGGUUACUGCUGUACACAUUCCUAGUUCAGUUGAACAAUCGAUUGAAGCAGUGACUCUUCAUAUUUCUUCAAGAGAAUACUACCUUGAUAUCAUUGCAAAUGAACUUGGUUUUGAAGAUGCUGCCAAUGUUCUGAUUUCAAGGAAUUUGGGUAAAGCUUCUUCUGAGACAAGACUGUUCUUUACUGCUCCAAAAUCAUAUCUACCGGAUCUAUCUUCUAAAUUUCCAAAUGGAAAAGAAACUCUUUAUUUAAAGGGAUCUCUGAAUGUAAGGGCAAGUUACUUUGCCGGGCAAGAUAUAACCGGUGAUGCAAUAUUAGCAUCCAUUGGAUAUACACGGAAAUCUAGAGAUCUUUUCUAUGAGGAUGUAACGAUUCGGUUAUAUUACAGGAUGCUUCUAGGGAAGACCCCAGGCGGGAUUUAUAAAUUGUCCAGAGAGGCAAUGCUUGCAUCCGAGUUGCCAUCAAGAUUCACCUCAAGACCAAACUGGAGAGGUUCUCUUCCCAGGGAUAUACUUUGUAUGUUUUGCCGCCAGCACCGUCUGUCUGAACCUCUCUUUUCAUUUCAUCCUAUGAAAACAACAUCUGGAUUAUCAGGAUCAUGUUUGAAGGUUGCAGAAUCUGGUGAGAAUGUGAUUGAGUGUGUCAAUGGGUUCUCUGUAACAAGUCCAAAGCAUUCAGAUUCUGAGUUGUUUAAAUGUGAAAUAAAAUUACUUUCUAGGUGUGGAGAUUUGAUACUUUUGUGUUCCCCAAAAGAUUGUUAUAAGAAGCAGAAUGAUGCUAUUCAGAAUGCUUCAUUGAAAGUUCUAUCAUGGCUGAACAUGUGUUUUAAGAGUAUGAUUCUCCCUUUUGAGCAGCUUUAUGAGACUGUAGACAACUUUAAUAUUCAGAUCUAUUCCAAAAACAUUAUCAGAGAUCUUUUAGCAGGCCAAUCAACUCACAAUGGUCAGCUUAAUGGAAUUCAUUGCAAUAAGUUUGUUGAAUCAAUCUAUAUGAAUUCAUCAUAUGACAUGCUGGGAAAUAUAGUGGACUCAUUAAAGAUUGAAGGUCCAUAUUCUGGGGUGUGUCCAUCCAGUGGAUCUUUACCUUGUAUAAGGUAUUCAGUUUCUUUGGCUGUAGAGGGUGAGAAUCUGAAAGAAGUUAUUGAAGUUUGUGAUGAGUUUGAGUUUGAAGUGGGAGUUGGUGCUGUGGUUUCCUAUGUUGAGGAGGUUGUGAUGCAGAUGUCUGUUGGUCAGUACGCUUAUUUCUCUACAAACUUACUUUCUACUGAGUUGAUUUUUGCUGCUUCAGCUGGUGAUUCGGUCAAAAUGCUGUCCUCGUUGAUAUCUAAAAAAUGUUGUAUGGAAUAUGAAAUAAGUUUGAUCAGAGUUGCAGAACCUCCUGAGGAAAGAAUGGAGCAGGCUCUUUUCAGCCCUCCACUUUCAAAGCAACGAGUGGAAUUUGCAGUGCAACAAAUUCUAGAAUCCCAUGCUUCUACUUUGAUUGAUUUUGGAUGUGGUUCUGGAAGCCUUUUGGAAGCAUUGUUAAAUUAUCCAACAUCUUUAAAGAAAAUGGCUGGUGUAGAUAUUUCACAGAAGGGUCUUAGCCGUGCUGCAAAGGUUCUUAACUCAAAAUUAGUCACAAAUUCAGAUGCUGGUGGGCACUUGACAAGCAUCAAAUCAGUAAUUCUUUAUGAAGGUUCCAUUACAAAUUUUGGCUCUCAGUUGCAUGGAUUUGAUAUCGGUACUUGUUUAGAGGUGAUUGAACAUAUGGAUGAAGAUCAAGCUUGUCUAUUUGGGGAUGUGGCAUUAAGUUUUUUUCGUCCAAGGAUUCUCAUUGUUUCAACGCCAAAUUUUGAAUACAAUGUAGUACUCCAGAAGUCGAGUCCUCCAACCCAAGAACAAGAGGAAUCAGACGAGAAAACCCUCUUACAAUCAUGUAAAUUUCGUAAUCAUGAUCACAAAUUUGAGUGGACCAGAGAGCAGUUCACACAAUGGGCAUCUGACUUAGCUGCUCGGCACAAUUACAAUGUGGAGUUUGGUGGGGUCGGUGGUUCUGCUGAUGUUGAACCCGGCUAUGCUUCACAGAUUGCUGUGUUUAAAAGGGAUUGGAAACUUGAAGAUGAUGUACUAAAGCAUGCUGAUGAACACCAUUAUAGUAUAAUAUGGGAAUGGAAUAGUAAAAAAGAAUAAAUUCUUUGAAACUAUUCAGUGAGACUCGUAGAGUUCUUUUAGGUAAUCGGAUUGCUGGUGCUUUUGAAAUCAGACAAGCAAAGAUAGAUAGGAUGCUAGGAGAAAAGAGCUAGAGAAUUGAGAGGCUUAGGCAGGGCACUGAUUAGAGAAAAAGGAAAUAGUUUUUUUUUUGGUCAGCCAGAAAAGGAAAUAGUUGAUAAUAGUAUUUUGUCAUUCGUUGCAUUUCUCAAUAUUAUUAGCAUAUUGCAUCUACAUUAUAGGUUCAAUAAAGAAUAUAUGAUUUAAAAUUAA